AUGAGACCCGCAAUUUCGAGAGGGAUGUUUUGCUUGUCCCUCGUUGUCCUGCUCUUCUCCUGCCUCCCUGUGUCCACGGUAACCAUCACCACAGAGCGACGCGCUGUCGACGGCGACGUCAGGACUCUGACCCGCAGCGGUGGCUCGGCAGCAGCCGGUAAAAGGAGCGCCACCUUGUUCCUCCUGACUGGCUACAAGCCACCGCUGCCACCGCUGCCCGCCGGACCCAAAGUGGCGCCAAAAGCCGCGGAGCUGGAGGACGGGGAUAACCCACCAGUUAUGGCCGAACUCCCUCCAAAGCCCCUCCCUCAGACCAUGCUGCCAAGGAACAUGACGGCAGACGCCUUGAAGCCUCCGCUCGGAGCGGCCCAGGUGGCUCCGCCUCCCAGACAGCUGGUGGAUGUGGACGUGUGCAGGGGUUACUUUGACGUCAUGGGGCACUUUGACAGCACGUUCAACUGCUCCAAGGGCAGCUACAUCUACUGCUGCGGUACCUGCCACUACCGGUUCUGCUGCGAGCACCAGAGGAACCGGCUGGACCAGGACUCCUGCACCAACUACAAGUCCCCCGUCUGGGCAGACCCGCAGGUCCCCGUCACUGUGCCCGCGGGAAACAAGCCCGACCCGGACUUCGAGACGCUUCAGCAGCAGAACAGCAGUACGGCCUACGUGAUCGGCGGGGUGAUAUCCUUCACGCUGGUGGUGGCGGUGGGCGUCAGGAUUGCCUUCAGCAAGGUGGCGCGUCGACCCCGAAACAGAGACAUCAACAUGCCCAGAUCACUGGUGGAUAUCUUGCGUCACCAGUCGAGCCCUGUGCAGCAGGGAGAGAGGAACAACACCACAGUGUUGACCACCACCACCACCUCAGACGGACGCACAUCCAAAAACCUCUACACCCCCAUCCUGCAGAGCAAAGACAACCGCACCGGGAACUUGCACCACCAUUUUAACCAGCAGGGGUCUGCCUCCAGCCCCAAACGCUCUGCUACCAUCGAGCGUGGAUCCCGUAUGAACAACACCCCCCAGCUCUCCUCUGGUCCCACCCUGCUUUCAGGUAGCGGUAAAGGUCCUGGUGGCGUCGGCGGUGGCAGCAUUAUCGGAGGCAGCAUGAGACACAACAGCAGCCACCCGUCCUUCUCCCAUUCCUUCCACAACCUGGCCCAGCUGCCGCCGUCCUACGAGGCCGCCAUGAAACCCGAGAUCAACCGCUACAGCUCCCUGAAGCGGCUGGAGAAAGAGCUCGACGAGUACUCCAGCUACUACACCUCCAAACGUCGCUCCAACAACGCUCCACCAUCCUUCCACUCGUCUCAGCACCAUCUGCCCUGGGGAGGCGACUACACGCUGGGGUCUAGGGGCACGCUGCCCCUCAACAGCUCGCGGCCCCGUCUCCACAUCCCCGCCUCCACCCCGAACCCGUAUCCGCUACCCGCCCAGGCGCCGUACACCAGCUCCACCUUUGACAGGCCGCCACGCCGCGUCCGCUCCCAGGACCAGCUGCUGGCACUCGGGGAGGGCAACACGCUGUCCCGCCUGUCCAAGAACCAGCAACACCAGUACUACAAAGCCAUGAUGAGCACCAGCAGGAGCUCCACCUCGCAGACGCUCCGCAGGUCCCACGAGAGGCUGCUGGUCUCACCUGACCGUCUGGAGGACCGGCUCAUGGCGAUGGGGCUGAUGGUGGGAGGAGGCGACAGAGGAGGAGGAGGUGGGAUGGUGCCCACCAUGGGCCGGCUCAGCCACCACCAGAAGGCCCAGUCGCAGCAGAACAUCUGCGUCACGCCGUCCAUGGACCGCCACCACAUGAUCAAGAUGAACUCGCACCCGACGUCAGGCCACGACCACGACCGCAGCUCCGCCGCCAUGCCCGGCAUGGGCAUGCACAGCGGCUGGGACCCCCACGGGGGCCACGGCGGAGGCGGAGCGGGGACGGUCGGAGGCCACCCCAACGCCCGACGGAUGGCUUUCGCCAGCAAGAGGCAGAACACCAUCGAACAGCUGCACUUCAUCCCAGGAGGAGGAGGAGGGCAGGGACUGCGGACUGGGAGUAAGAACGAGGUGACAGUGUGA
This is a messenger RNA of Xiphias gladius (swordfish), 2070 nucleotides long. It is a transcript of the gene shisa7b, whose product is annotated as shisa family member 7. The transcript has 8 exons. Gene Ontology annotation, cellular component: dendritic spine membrane; AMPA glutamate receptor complex; postsynaptic density. The record is from RefSeq and is a predicted model, not a curated record. Gene Ontology annotation, biological process: regulation of short-term neuronal synaptic plasticity; regulation of AMPA receptor activity. Bases 1 to 2070 code for a protein of 689 amino acids. NCBI's taxonomy places the organism in Eukaryota, Metazoa, Chordata, Actinopteri, Istiophoriformes, Xiphiidae.